AUGGUCUCCAAAUGCCGGCGAUCCCUUUCCUUCCCGAACCUCCCCAACUCUCUCCCAAAAGAAUCAAAAAGGUUUUCCAAAACAACCUCACACUUCCGAUCCACCAGUCUCCCGUGUACGUCUCACCCCUUGAUCUAUCAACUCAAGGACCACCUCAACCAUCUCAAAUCCUGGGCCGCCGCCGGAUCCACACCCGAUACCCGAACCUCGGCUUGGCUCUGCGACGGCUUGGCCCGCCUCAAAACCGUCCACGACUACCUCGACUACAUCCUCCUCCUCCCCCAGACCCAAGACUCCCUCCGCCGCCAACCUGAUUGGAUCGAGAGGCUUCUCGAUGACUUCCUUCGAUUCGUAGACGCUUACGGGAUCUUCCAAACACUUGUGUUUACUUUGAAGCAAGAACACUCUGCGGCUCAGGUUGCCGUAAGGAGGAAAGACGAGUCGAAAGUAGAAACGUACGCCAAGGCCAUGAGGAAAAUGGAAAAGGAAAUGGGCGAGCUCGUCUCCACCGUCCGAUGUGCGACGAGGAGCCCCUCCAACAGUUACGUAUGCAAUGUGGAUGCAGAGUUAGUUGAAGUUAUUCUAGAUGUUAAGGAAGCGACCGCGUUGGUUUCGACUGCGCUUUUUAGCGGCAUUUCAUCGUCGUUGGUGUCGAAAAAGCCGUCGUGGAAUUGGUUGGGAUUUGGGAAGAAAGGGAGGGUGGAGGAGGGGAUUCAAGAGUUUAAACAAGUUGGAACGGAGUGCUGUUUGUGGGGGUUGAGAAAGAAGGGAGAUGAAGAAUUGAGAAUGGUGUUGAAGAGAAUGAAUGAAUUGGAGGAUUGUAUUGUAAAGAUUGGAAUGGGGAGUGAGAGAGUUUUUAGGAGUUUAAUUAGCACAAGGGUUUCACUGCUCAAUGUUCUCACUUAA
Molecule: messenger RNA, 906 nt
Organism: Rhododendron vialii
Lineage: Eukaryota; Viridiplantae; Streptophyta; Magnoliopsida; Ericales; Ericaceae
Exons: 1
Coding region: 1-906 (301 amino acids)
Biological process (GO): shoot system development; root development
Source: RefSeq, a predicted model, not a curated record